Messenger RNA from Camarhynchus parvulus, 1849 nucleotides. RefSeq names its product leiomodin 2 (gene LMOD2). Gene Ontology annotation, cellular component: myofibril; striated muscle thin filament. Gene Ontology annotation, biological process: myofibril assembly; pointed-end actin filament capping; muscle contraction. The transcript has 3 exons. The record is from RefSeq and is a predicted model, not a curated record. NCBI's taxonomy places the organism in Eukaryota, Metazoa, Chordata, Aves, Passeriformes, Thraupidae. Gene Ontology annotation, molecular function: tropomyosin binding; actin binding. Bases 80 to 1705 code for a protein of 541 amino acids.
ACCAGACACAGCUUGCUUGCUUCAGCCUUCUUGAAUGCCUGGUCAGUGUAGCUUUGUACCAGCCUGACCAAGCAGGACCAUGUCUACCUUUGGGUACAGAAGAGAGCUCAGUAAAUAUGAAGACAUUGAUGAAGAUGAGCUCCUCGCUUCUCUCACUGAAGAGGAGCUGAAGGAGCUGGAGCGGGAGCUGGAGGACAUAGAGCCCGACCGUAACCUUCCAGUGGGACAGCGGCAGAAGAGCCUGACGGAGAAAACUCCAACAGGGACUUUCAGCAGGGAGGCAUUGAUGGCCUACUGGGAGAGGGAGACCAAGAAACUCCUGGAAAAAGAGAGGUUGGGUGCAUGCGAGAAGGAUUCUGAGCAAGAAGAGGACAAUUCGGAAGAACUUCAAGAAGAAUGUUUCACAGAAAGCAAUAGUGAAGUGUCUGAGGAGGCAUAUACUGAAGAGGAUGAUGAAGAAGAAGAUGAAGAGGAAAAUGAAGAUGAGAGUGAUGAUGAGAAUGAGGAAGAGCAAAAUGCUGCAGCUGGCAGGCAUUCUGACCACAUCAGACACAAAAAGUGUAAUGGUGCAAAGGACAAUGAAAGCUUCCUCAAUGGCCAUGAUGGAAAAGACAGUGAUAAUCGGAGCUCAAAAAGCAGUGCCAUCCACCCUUGUGGAAAUCCAACAGUUAUUGAAGAUGCUUUGGAAAAAGUUAGGAGCAACGACCCUGACACCACAGAGGUCAAUCUGAACAACAUUGAAAACAUCACUUCACAGAUGCUUAUACAAUUUUCUCAAGCCCUGAGGGACAACACAAUGGUUAAGUCAUUCAGCUUGGCUAACACCCAUGCUGAUGACAACGUGGCAAUAGCUAUUGCUGGUAUGUUAAAGGUUAAUCAGCAUAUAACUAGUCUAAAUAUUGAGUCAAAUUUUAUCACAGGCAAAGGCGUGCUGGCCAUCAUGAGAGCUUUGCAGCACAACAAGGUUCUAACAGAACUGCGCUUCCACAAUCAAAGGCACAUCAUGGGCAGCCAGGUGGAAAUGGACAUAGUCAAACUGCUGAAAGAGAACACCACUCUGGUAAAGCUGGGCUACCACUUUGACCUUGCUGGCCCACGAAUGAGCAUGACAAGUAUCCUGACAAGAAAUAUGGAUAAACAAAGGCAAAAGCGUAUGCAGGAGCAGCGGCAGCAAGAGUCAGGUUGUGACGGAGCUGUCAAUCCAAAGACCAAAGUUCUGCAGAAGGGGACACCUCGGUCCUCACCCUACGUGUCGCCUAAAAGCUCACCAUGGUCUUCCCCAAAGCUCCCUAAGAAAGCACUGCCAGUGAAAUGUCAGCCUUCAGCACCUGCACCCCCACCUCCCCUUCCCCCCUCGCCCCCACCUCCCCCUCCUCCUCCCCCUCCUCCACUUCUUCCAGAGAAGAAGGCACCUACCAGGAAUAUAGCUGAAGUCAUCAAACAGCAAGAAAGCUCAAAAAAAGCCUUACAUAAUGGACAGAAAAAGAAAAAAGGCAAAAAACCCAGAAAACAUGAGAACAACAUAUUGAAAGAAAUUAAAGAUUCUUUAAAAUCAAUCUCAGACAGAAAAUCAGAGGAAGGCUCACGACCCUCCACCCGGCCAUCCACCCCACAAAGGUCUCUCCAUGACAACCUCAUGGAAGCAAUUCGGGCAAGCAGCAUAAAGCAAUUAAGGCGGGUGGAGGUACCAGAAGCCCUUCGGUGAAAGCCUGGAUGGCAGAACAAGCAGAGCAGUGAUCGAGGGGAGGCUGCUUGUCCUUUCACUGGUGAUAACAUAGACUGUCUAGAAAGCUGCUUCCAAAGUACACUCUUAGAUUCAAGCCAUUUCUCUUUUAUUUCAAAGAAAUAA